This is a messenger RNA of Debaryomyces hansenii CBS767, 555 nucleotides long. Its product is annotated as Arf family GTPase. Gene Ontology annotation, biological process: protein folding. Lineage: Eukaryota; Fungi; Ascomycota; Pichiomycetes; Serinales; Debaryomycetaceae. The record is from RefSeq and is a predicted model, not a curated record. The transcript has a single exon. Gene Ontology annotation, molecular function: GTPase activity; GTP binding. The coding region runs from base 1 to 555 and encodes 184 amino acids. Gene Ontology annotation, cellular component: cytoplasm; microtubule cytoskeleton.
AUGGGAUUACUCAGUAUAAUAAAGAAACAGAAGAUCAAAGAUAAAGAGAUCAGAAUACUAAUGCUAGGAUUGGAUAAUUCUGGUAAAACUACAAUUACGAAAAAACUAUUAAAUCAAGAUAUAUCAACAAUUUCUCCAACACUAGGAUUUCAAAUUAAUACUAUCAACUACAACGAUUUUAACUUGAAUGUUUGGGAUAUCGGUGGACAGACUAGCCUUCGAACCUUUUGGGGAAACUACUUCGAUCAGACAGACAUUGUUAUAUGGGUGAUCGAUUGCUUGAGUUUAGAGCGGCUAAACGAAUCUUAUCAGGAACUCAGAGAAAAAGUUAUACUACAAGACAGACUCAUAGGUAUUUACUUAGUGAUUUUGAUCAAUAAGAUAGAUUUAUUAGACCCAGAAUUACAUGAAGAUAUCUGUGAACAAGUGGCCAAUACGCUAGAUUUGCCGCUGCAGAUCCCUCAAAAAGACAAAUGGACUAUCCAGAUGGUAAGCGGAAAAUCUGGCGAAGGGCUUCCGAACAUCCUAGAUUGGAUAGUAACUAGAGAGUACUAA